AUGGUCGCCGACAUGGGCGCUUACGAGCGGAUAAGCAGCAGCCAGGCCCCGGACUGGAAAGCCCUGGUGGGCCUGGCGGACCUGUGGAGAAACCUUUUGAAGGUUUCUCCAAGUGGGGAGGUCCAUGCCCAGCCCCUCAGGGCGGCUCUGCUGUCGCUCCUUGCACACUGUCCGUCGCUCAAUUCCUCGGAUUGCAGCGGACAAGUGUGGGUUGGGCUAAGGGUGGAAAGGAUCAACUGUCUGUUGACCCAUCUUCGCAAGAUAAAGCGAGAUGGAGAAGGCGCCUUGGGAAAGGCAGCAGCCAAGCUCAGCAGACAGGAGUUCCAGCAGCUGCAGGCUGGGCUGCAGUUGCUCACCCUUAAAGACGAGGAAAGCUUGGAAAAGCCCUCGUCCGCCCAGCCGGACUUGGGAAAGUCGGGGCCUGGCAAAAGCAGAGACUUGGAAAAGACUCCCAGGAAGCUUAAGAAGCGGGACAGCGACGACGUGUCGCUCAACAGCUUCGGCCUGCCACGAAUGUUCGACAGCCCCCCAGCCUCGAAGAAGCAGCGAGGAGAGCCCAGCUCUUCGUCCAAGGACCCCGGGGUUGGCUUGGAAAAGCCAUCGUCGAGUUUGGCACUUGUCCCCUUUCAGCCGGACCUGGUCUCCAGGAGGAGAGCCGGGAGCAGGGUUCCGGCAAAGCAGGAGAACCUUUCUGAGCUCCUGGGCUACUCAGCCCCUGCCGAGGAGAACAAAAAGAAGAAGCGAAAGAAGAAGAAGAGGAAGCUGCUUGGGAAAGCAGAGGCGGCUGAGGCAGAAGGUGCCGAGCCAAAGGCCUACUUGCUUGGCAGGACAGAGGUUGGCGAGAAAAUGCGGCUUAUUAUUGAGGUGUCGCAGUCGAGAUGCCCUGCCUUCUCAGGCAUCAUCGACGAAAUCAAAGCAACCUUGGAAAAGGAGCACCUCACUAAGGAGGAGGCCAGGGACCUCCGUGAGCACCUCUGCAGCCAACAUGGCUGCUGA
Messenger RNA from Symbiodinium sp. CCMP2592, 996 nucleotides. The record is from the annotation of a GenBank genome assembly. NCBI's taxonomy places the organism in Eukaryota, Dinophyceae, Suessiales, Symbiodiniaceae.